GAUACAAACCUGAGCUCCUCUGCAAACAAAACUCAACGAGAAUUACCGACAGCAUUUUCAAGAUGGCAAAACAGAACCACAACAAAGACUCUGACGUCACGUCACAGGUGUCACACAGGUGUGGCUGGAGCUGCCUCGGUCCUCUAACCUUCCACCCCCAGGCUGUGGGAGACCAGGUGUGUCUGAGCCAUGGCCACCGGCGAGCAGAGAGAAGCAAACACACCUUCAGGAACGGCCUGGUGUUCAGCAGCCGACCAGUGAGGCUUCGGGAGAGGCUUCGCGUGAGAGUGGAGAAGGAUGUGUUGAACUGGGAGGGGUCUCUGCGUCUGGGCUUCACCAACGUGUCGCCCUCAGGAAGAAUCCUUCCUCUGCCCAGUGUGGCCAUCCCCGAUCUGACCGAGACCCCCGGGCACUGGGCUGCUGCCGUUCCUGAGUCCUUCUGUCCAGCAGGUUCAGAACUGGAGUUCUGGGUUUGCUCCAGUGGGAAUAUAAACAUCACCAACGACCAAAGUGAGACUAAGGAGCUUCUAACAGGGGUGGACCUCAGCCGACCACUGUGGGCCAUGAUUGACAUCUAUGGACAGGCCUGCUCCAUUUCCCUCCUGGGGUCAGAGAAACAAGGACUGAUUUGCAGAAGAUCCUGUCCUGCACCUGAACCCCUGCUCUCACAUGACUGGGACAAUCGGCUCAGUUUGAUUCCUGAUGUGUCGGGCCUGAAUGGAGACAGUGAUGAAGACACAGUCCUCCACCUCAUGGAAAUCUGUGAAGAUCACUGUGUGGUGUGCAUGAUGAAGGCGGCCAGAGUCACCCUGUCUUGCGGUCACCGCUGUUUGUGCUGGAAGUGCAGCACCAAGGUGUCCCAGCAGUUUGGUACCUGCCCGCUGUGCCGACAGAAGAUCACAGCGUUCUGAGAGCAGAGGAGGAGAGUUUCUGUGCUGCUCUGAGCUCCAAGACUCCAGACAGAAAUCCCCAGAUGACUGUCUCACACUGACCUGAUGGUCCUGGAGGUUCAGUCGUUCUGGAUCAUUUGCACACAGCCUGAUCUCUGACAGAAGAUCAACCAGGGAACCUCCAGUGUGAUUUUCACCUCUCUAAAUAUGUGAAUGUUGUACAGCUCGUGUAAGAUAAAAAGCUCUGAGAUGUUGGUGUGAAGAUGCUGAUUAUGUUCAGACAGUACUAGGGGUGUAACUGUACAUGUAUUUGCAUUGAACCGUUUCGGUACGUGAUGUCAGGUUUGGUAAAGGGCUGUGCACGGGUGAGU
Messenger RNA from Salarias fasciatus (jewelled blenny), 1261 nucleotides. RefSeq names its product E3 ubiquitin-protein ligase NEURL3-like. The transcript is spliced from 4 exons. Gene Ontology annotation, cellular component: early endosome. NCBI's taxonomy places the organism in Eukaryota, Metazoa, Chordata, Actinopteri, Blenniiformes, Blenniidae. Bases 63 to 911 code for a protein of 282 amino acids. Gene Ontology annotation, molecular function: ubiquitin protein ligase activity. The record is from RefSeq and is a predicted model, not a curated record. Gene Ontology annotation, biological process: ubiquitin-dependent endocytosis.